AUGGCGUCAUUCUUUCCGGAUGAGAUUCUAGAAAACGUUCUUUGUCGGUUGCCUGUUAAGUCUCUACUCCGUUUAAGGUGCAUUUCUAAAUCUUGGCUUUCUCUAAUUAGUAGCCCUCGUUUCGUCAAAUUGCAUCUGAACAGAUCAGUACAAACCAAGAGCAAUCUUAGUCUAUUCCUGAUAACCGGCCACGAAUUCUUUCGGUGGAAUUUGUAUUCCCUCGACCAUGAUCUUCAACCGCCGGAGGUCAUUAACCAUCCGAUCGAUGGCCAUCCGUUUAGAUAUCGGUGGUAUACAAUCGGGUCCUGUCACGGAUUGAUCUGCUUGUCAAAUUCCAUUGAUGACACUAUCUAUUUAUGGAAUCCAUCAACAAAAAAGUCUAUAAAACUGCCUUAUGCCAAUCCUUCUUGCAGUUGCUAUGAUAGAUCUUAUGGAUUUGGUUACGAUAACACCAAUGACGAUUACAGAGUGGUGAGAACUGUGUUGGGUAGAGAUGCUCAAGGGGACAUCAUCAAUUACGAGAUUAAUGUUUAUAGUUUGAGAUCAAAUUCGUGGCAUAUGUCAGAGAAGUUUCAUCACUGUCCAAAUUUUGAAAGUAAAAAUGUCAUAGCUUGUGGAGCUCUGCACUGGAUUUCAGGAAACAUAGAAGAGGAAGAGAAAAGUUGGAUUGUUGCCUUUAAUCUUGGUACAGAGAAAUACCGAGUAAUUCCAACGCCUGAGUACAGUGGUCCUCAUUAUAUUAUAUCUUUGAAUAAUUUUGAAGAAUACUUAUCAUUAUCUUGUCAUUACUACUCAAAUGUCGUGGAUGUUUGGUUAUUAAAUGAAUAUGGUGGGAAGAAUGAAUAUUGGUCGAAAUUGAUUUCAUUGCCGCCAACAGAACCUCAGACGGACAGCCCGAAUUUUCAGUCUGUGAAACCGAUUGCUUAUUCAAAAAGUGGUAAGAAAGUACUGCUCCAGAUGGAUUAUAUUUCGCUUGCUUGGUAUAACUUAGAAGAUGAGUCAGUUGAAGAUAUUAUGUUACAUGAUUUGGGACCUUUUUUUGAUUUCUACUCUUGCUUGGAAAGUCUAGUCUCCGUCGAUGUUACAGCAGCUGAAGCAGCUAUGAAGAAAAGUGUUGAUGAUGGAAAGAUGAAGAAACAAACAGUCAAAGAUUGA
Impatiens glandulifera is the source of this 1155-nucleotide messenger RNA. RefSeq names its product F-box protein CPR1-like. The transcript has 2 exons. Gene Ontology annotation, molecular function: protein binding. Bases 1 to 1155 code for a protein of 384 amino acids. NCBI's taxonomy places the organism in Eukaryota, Viridiplantae, Streptophyta, Magnoliopsida, Ericales, Balsaminaceae. The record is from RefSeq and is a predicted model, not a curated record.